GCUGUCACAUUGUCUUCACUCGCGUCUGUAAAUUGUUUCGUUUUUCUGCAUUUCAGAAAAACAAGCGAAAAGAGCGAAUAAAAAGUCUCUUUCGGCCGCACGCGCGUACCCACACACUGCCACAAUGGUUAAGCUAACGCCGGAAUUGAUCAACCAGUCGAUGCAGUACAUAAACCCGUGUCGGGAGCGCGAGCUGGAUUUGCGCGGCUACAAGAUCCCACAGAUAGAGAACCUGGGUGCCACACUGGAUCAGUUCGACACGAUCGAUCUGUCUGACAACGAUCUCCGCAAGCUGGACAACCUGCCGCAUCUGCCGCGCCUCAAGUGCCUGCUGCUGAACAACAACCGCAUUCUGCGGAUCAGCGAGGGUCUGGAGGAGGUCGUGCCCAACCUGAGCUCCAUCAUCCUGACGGGCAACAACCUGCAAGAGCUGAGCGACCUGGAGCCGCUGGCGGCGUUCACCAAGCUGGAGACCAUAUGCCUGCUCAUAAAUCCGGUGUCCACAAAGCCCAACUACCGCGAGUACAUGGCCUACAAGUUCCCACAGUUGCGGCUACUCGACUUCCGGAAGAUCAAGCAGAAGGACCGGGCGGCGGCCCAGGAGUUUUUCCGCACCAAGCAGGGCAAGGACAUGCUGAAGGAGGUCAGCCGGAAGUCAAAGCUGAGCGCCGCCGCCGCCCUGGCCGCAGAGGCGAGCAACGGCAAGGGCAGAGGGGAUGGCGGGCGAUUGGCCAAUCCGGAAGACAUGCAACGCAUCCGCGAGGCGAUCAAGCGCGCCAGCUCACUGGCAGAGGUCGAGCGGCUGUCGCAGAUCCUGCAGAGCGGCCAGCUACCGGAGAAGUUCCAGCACGAGCAGGAGGUGGGGCAGAAUGGAGCCGCUCACAACGGCUCCGGACCCGUGGCUGUGGCCAUGGAGUACUAGGAUACCGACCAUCUGUCAGCUACCUUAUAACCGUAGACCAAUAUUUUAUAAUAAAACGCCGUAACAAGUUU
Drosophila kikkawai is the source of this 993-nucleotide messenger RNA. RefSeq names its product small nuclear ribonucleoprotein polypeptide A'-like U2A (gene U2A). Gene Ontology annotation, biological process: mRNA splicing, via spliceosome. NCBI's taxonomy places the organism in Eukaryota, Metazoa, Arthropoda, Insecta, Diptera, Drosophilidae. Gene Ontology annotation, molecular function: U2 snRNA binding; protein binding. The record is from RefSeq and is a predicted model, not a curated record. Gene Ontology annotation, cellular component: U2 snRNP.